AGUAGUAUUUUAGAUGUAUACUCUGUUUACUGUAUAUAGUAGUAUUUUUUUUUUAUGGAUGCGACAGAGGACAUAAGAUUGUUGUUAUUCGUUAUAUGAAUAGCCUACAUAACAAAAUGACACUGCGAAAUCUGACAUCUCUGUGAGUCGGCAUAGUCCCGUCACGAUCUGUUCGCUCGAGGCCGAAAGAUUCGCCGUUCUGCGGGAAUGAUACUGUAAUUUACACAGAGUCUGAAUCAUGUCGUCUUCAAUUCGGCCUACCACAGCAGAGACAACAGAUUCUGAUGAUGUUCAGACGAGGAAAAGAAGUGGUAGUUUUGAUUUUAAACAUCCAAAUAUGUCUAUGAGAAGGAUGGUGCUUGUAGGAAAGACUGGAGCUGGUAAAAGUUCUUCAGGAAACACCAUCCUGGGCAGAAAAGCUUUCAGAGCCACCCAAAGUGCUUCAUCUGUUACUAAAGAGUGCUGGAAAGAGACUGGAGAGGUGGCUGACCGUCAGCUGAUGCUGGUGGAUUGUCCAGGGAUCUUUGAUACGUCCCUCUCAGAGAAAGAACUCAUAAAGGAGAUGAGUAAAUGUAUAAACAUGACGGCACCUGGACCUCACGCCAUCAUCCUGGUCAUUAAGCCUGGACCAUUCACAAAAGAAGAGAAGCUCUCUGUGGAGAGGAUCAGAGCCAUAUUUGGAGAAGCAGCAGAUAAACACACGAUCAUCCUCUUCACUCACGGUGAUAAACUCACAGAAAGCAUUGAGAAGACACUGAAUGAAGCGCAAGAUGAUUUGAAACAGCUCAUAAAAUUAUGCGGUGGACGGUAUCAUGUGUUCGACAACACAAAACUUCAUGAUCGCAAACAGGUUUUGGAGUUCCUAGAUAAGGUUGAUAACAUGUUGCUCAUGAAUGAGGAUAAAUAUUACACCAGUGCUAUGUUUCAGCGUGUGGAAGAAAUGCUGAAGGACAAAGAGGAAGAGCUUAGAAAACAAUACAGUCAGAUGAUACAGCAAUUAACAGCCACGUUUAAUGAAGAAAAGACCAAACUGGAGGAGACCAUUAAACAACUGAAAGAAUCUGGGCAGGAAAAAGACCAGAAAAUAAAAGAGUUGGAGGAGCAACUGAAAAAGAAGGACACACAUUUGAAUGAGUUUUUGCGUUUUUAUAAGCAGAAAUGCAGAGCUGCGAGACAGGAGGUGGAAGAGACACAAGUUAACGAAAACAUCCCAGAGCUCAGAAGACAACUACAAAAGCUUCGUGUCUGAGAUAUUAGUGAGAGUUCACUGACUGCCAGUAAUCUUCAGUAUUAUUCUUUUUCUCUUGUAUAAAAUCAUAUGCAUGAUAUUUGCUAUACAGUUUAGUAUACCAAUUUUCA
Messenger RNA from Sinocyclocheilus rhinocerous, 1359 nucleotides. RefSeq names its product GTPase IMAP family member 7-like. NCBI's taxonomy places the organism in Eukaryota, Metazoa, Chordata, Actinopteri, Cypriniformes, Cyprinidae. The transcript has 3 exons. Bases 239 to 1249 code for a protein of 336 amino acids. The record is from RefSeq and is a predicted model, not a curated record. Gene Ontology annotation, molecular function: GTP binding.